CAUAACAAAUAUCUCUUCUGUUUUUCAGUUCUACCGUGCGACGCCAGUCCAUGUCAAAAUAAUGGCACCUGCAUAAACUCUGAGGACGUAAGCUUUACAUGCACCUGCCUCCUAGGCUACACUGGCAGCACUUGUAAGAAAAUUGACAUAUCCUUCUGCAGGAACACCCCUGUCGGCCUCGAGAAAAACGAUAUCAUUCCGGACAGCAGAUUCACCGCAUCAUCUUAUUACAGAGACCGCCGUCCUGAACACGGACGGCUGAACAAUAGGAACCACUGGGCGGCAGCAUCAGAAUCGGGUUACAAGUACCUUCAAAUCGAUAUGAUUUUCUUGUACACUGUCUGUGCGGUAGCGACUCAGGGUACCACUAGUAGUGAUUAUAAUAGUUGGACUACCAGAUACAAGCUUUCAUUCGCGGUUUUGAAUGAAAUGUUUAGCGUCUACCGGGAGGAUGUUUUUGAGAAGAUGUUCGAAGGAAACAAGGACAAGCAUACUGUGCAAAAGAACGACCUCAAAAUCCCGACCAAAGCAAGGUUUAUCGAGUUCAUUCCGAAAGAAUGGAUUUAUUGGCCGGUAUUGAGGGUUGAGGUCUACGGGAUCAGACUGAAUUACUAAUUGUUAGUGUAUGUAUUUAGAGUAGUGUCCCUUGUUGUUAUGCUGAAACCGGUUAGCGGAGUUCGCCAGUUUACGUUUGCAUGAUUGCACAUGUAUCUACUAUUCACUGAUUAGAAGAAGUGUAGCUGAAUCGAAUUGGCAAAAUGAAACAGUAAAACUAUUUUAACACUGACAAGUUUUAAGUUGAAAACAUAGUUUGUCUGUCACGCAUCAUCUACAUUAAAACCUUGUUUCCGGUGAGCCGGCAAUGCUCCGAUUUCAUCGGGUACAUCCAGCUAGAGGAAUUUCUUCUCAUACACCUAAACUUUGGGAUCUUUCCGAAGAAAAGGACUUUUGACUAGUUAAAGAGUUCAGAAAUGGUGUUACUCUCGACCGUUUGAUGAUCCUUCCAAUCCUGGCACAAGUUCAAUAGUAGAAAAAAAAAUGUUGAAACUGUUCACGGUGGCAAGAAGAGUGCAGCAGACAGAUAUUGCAACUUGAUGUGUAACAACAGAUGCGCAUGGACUAAGAUAGUUGAGAGAGAACAGGCAGCAAAUAACGGCACUAUAGAAUACACAUUCUAAUAACAACCGUACUGUGAAUAAAAACACGCAACUUGUUACAUUAGCAAUUUUUAACAAAAUACAAGAUAUGAGUUCUCUUUCCAA
Molecule: messenger RNA, 1262 nt
Organism: Nematostella vectensis (starlet sea anemone)
Lineage: Eukaryota; Metazoa; Cnidaria; Anthozoa; Actiniaria; Edwardsiidae
Product: lactadherin
Exons: 3
Molecular function (GO): calcium ion binding
Source: RefSeq, a predicted model, not a curated record